Molecule: messenger RNA, 2916 nt
Organism: Sinocyclocheilus grahami
Lineage: Eukaryota; Metazoa; Chordata; Actinopteri; Cypriniformes; Cyprinidae
Product: alpha-2-macroglobulin-like
Exons: 22
Coding region: 114-2801 (895 amino acids)
Cellular component (GO): extracellular region
Molecular function (GO): endopeptidase inhibitor activity
Source: RefSeq, a predicted model, not a curated record
CACUGCAGUUUUCUCCGACUACAGCGGUUCCUGGUGAAGAAAACACUCUACAGAUCUCAGCUCAGCCUGGUUCACUGUGUGGCCUCAGUACUGUAGAUCAGAGCGUCCGGAUCAUGGAGUCCGGGAAACAUCUAGAUGCUGACAAAGUUUUUAAGCUGUUGCCAGCCAGGCUUUUUCCAUAUGACAUUGAAGAUCAAGAGGAUUGCUUUAAUAUUGGAUCUAUAAAAAGUUCUCAGUCUCUUCUUCCUCCACCUCCAUAUACACCAAUGCCAUUCUACCCUUACCCCUCAGAGAGUAAGGCAGAUGCUGUCUAUGCGAGUUUCAGGAACAUGGGAUUGAAGGUGGUGACAAAUUUGAUUAUUAAAAUGCCAUCCUGUAUUAAAUUUAGAGAUGCAUUUUAUCAGAGAAUGUUUGGUGUUCCAGGUUCUAUGGGUUUUGUUCACCCACCAUCUUAUGGAGGCAUGGCAGGAGCUAUCCCAGGAAAUGCUGGAGUUGGAGCAGGUCCAAUAGGUCCAGUGUGUCUGCCAGGUGCAGUGGGUCCGCCAGGUGCAGUGGGUCCAGGGGCUGGAAUGAGUCCAAUGGGUCUAGGAUUUCCAGUUGGAGCAGCUGGAGUUGGAAGUAUAGGAACUGGUAUUGCUCUCACACCUCUACCCGAGGAAACCAUUCGCACAUUCUUCCCAGAAACUUGGAUCUGGGAACUUGUUGAGGUUGGGGACUCUGGAUCAGCUCAGGUUCCUGUCACGGUUCCUGACACCAUCACCUCUUGGGACACGGAGGCCUUCUGUCUGUCCUCCAAAGGUCUGGGUCUGGCUCCUCCUGCUCAGCUGACAGUUUUCCAGCCCUUCUUCCUGGAGCUCUCUCUGCCUUACUCCAUCAUCCGUGGGGAGAUCUUUGAGCUGAAGGCCACUGUCUUCAACUAUCUGUCCAAGUGCAUCAUGGUUAAAGUGGCUCCAGCUCCUUCCUCAGACUACACUCUCAAAGCCUCCUCUGAUGAUCAGUAUUCAUCCUGUCUGUGUGCUAAUGGAAGAAAAACCUUUAAAUGGAUCCUUACUCCUCCUGUUCUCGGAGUCUUGAAUAUUACAGUCAGUGCAGAGGCAGAGGCGUCCCAGACUGUGUGUGACAAUGAGAUUGUGAGCAUGCCAGAGAGAGGACGCAUUGACACGGUCACACAAAGCUUGCGUGUAAAUGCUGAAGGAAUCAAAAAGACUAACAGCCACAGCUGGCUGCUUUGCCCCAAAGGGCAAAACCUCUUGGAGGAAGUAGAGCUGGCAUUUCCCAAAAAUAUGAUAGAGGGAUCAGGAAGAGCUGCUGUUUCAGUGCUUGGAGACAUAUUGGGUCGUGCACUAAGGAAUCUUCACGGAUUAUUACAGAUGCCGUAUGGCUGUGGAGAACAAAAUAUUGCUGUUCUUUCUCCCAAUAUUUACAUUCUGCAGUAUCUGGAAAACACAGAGCAGCUCACCUCAGCCAUCCGAGAGAGAGCCACCGGCAUCCUUAAGAGUGGGUAUCAAAGGCAACUCAACUAUGAGAAUUCAGAUGGAUCAUAUUCUACAUUUGGAAAGGGAGAAGGAAAUACAUGGCUGACCGCAUUUGUGCUGAGGACUUUUGGGAAAGCACAGCGUUACAUCUUUAUUGACCCCCAAAAAAUUCAGAAUUCAAAGCAAUGGCUGAUACGCCACCAAAAACCAUAUGGUUUAUAUGAGAGCAGGGGAAAACUUUUCAAUAACAGAAUGAAGGGGGGUGUAAGUGAUGGUGUGACCAUCACUGCCUAUAUAACUGCAUCACUACUCGAGCUGAACACAUCAGUUAUGGAUCCUGCUGUGAGCAAAGGUCUGUCAUACUUAAAGCAUUUUGCUGGCGAUAUCCGAAACACUUAUACCACUGCUCUGCUCGCCUACACUUUCAGUCUGGCUAAAGACAAAGCAACUCGACAGCAGCUUUUCAAGAAACUGGAGGAUGCUGCUAUUUCAGAUGGGUCUCAUCUCCACUGGUCUCAGUCUGCAUCUGCUGAUGACUCUGAUUCUCUGGCAGUGGAGAUCAGCUCAUAUGUGCUGCUAGCUGCUCUCACUGCAGAUUCACUCACUACAGCUGAUCUGGGCUUUGCUAACAGGAUUGUCAGCUGGCUUGUGAAGCAGCAGAAUGCCUAUGGAGGAUUCUCCUCCACACAGGACACAGUGGUGGCUCUUCAGGCUUUGUCUUUGUACGCCACCAAAGUGUUCAGCUCUGAUGGCUCCAGCACAGUGACUGUACAGUCAGCAGCAGACACUCACCACUUUGAUGUCAAUCAGGACAACAAGUUACUGUACCAGGAGAAGCAGCUGCAGAACGUUCCAGCCAAAUACAGCAUUGAAGUGAAGGGCUCAGGCUGUGUGUCUGUGCAGAUGUCUCUUUUCUACAAUAUCCCCACUCCCAAGGAUUCUAAGGCAUUACAAAUCUUUGCUAGGACUGUGGGACUGUGUCAGAGCGGGACAGGACAAAUUCUGGAUGUCGUAUUAGAUAUUAUAUAUACAGGGACACAAGACAGUUCUAACAUGGUCAUUGUAGAUAUGAAACUCUUAUCUGGUUUCAAACUAGAGCCCUCUUCCCUGGAUGCGUUAAAGAAAUCAGUACAUCGUGUUGAAUCCAAAGAUGACCAUGUGAUCAUGUAUCUUCAAGAGGUUCAAAAGUACACGCUCUUCCGCCAAACACUACGUACUAAACAAAUCUUCUCAGUUAAAAACCUCAAGCCAGCGGUUGUAAAAGUCUAUGAUUACUACCAGACCAGUGAGCGGUCUGAAGCAGAAUACUUUAAUCACUGUGCCUGAGGAAGGAUACCACAGAAGAGACAACAGAUGUCUUCACACCAAUUAAAUAUGUUACUCUGUGCUAUUAUAUUGGAUUAGCAUAAAUAAUUAUGAAUAUUUUUUUCUGUCAUGACAG